AAUUGCUAUCUGAUUACUAUCCGCCAAUGACUAUAUCUCCCCGCCUCUUAAAGGCUGGAAGGAUAAGCCCCAAGCCUAUAACGCAAGCGUUCGUAACGAAUCAGCUAACAAUCGUGGUGGGUUCCGCCACUUCGCACUCAGAUACAGUAACCCAUCAUCGAAGACGCGAGAAUCAUAAGCCGAAAAUCGACAUCCCUGAAGGAAAAGAGGCUUACUACGUCCUAAGUUUGCAAACGAACGCCGCACAUCAUCGGGCCACGUGCGUCAUGCGCGAGCAGUACUUCCCAUCCUCCCUUCUCCGUGUGGGCGCCCAUAUCUCUCUAUUUCGCGCUUAACCGGCUUCUGGUCUUACAUCUCUUAGGGAAGAUAUCACAUCAGCAGCAGCACGUAUAACAUCCUCCAGGAUUUGGGCUGUGGGCCUGCCAAUCACGAUGGGGCGCGGAGGUGUGGCGAUUCCGGUGCUAGGUCUCGAGCCAGUAGAGGGUUUAGUGAGGGAGCUCCGGGAGAAGUGGCGUAACGUGUUAAGUCGGCAGGACUGUGGUGCGUUUCGUGGUCACUACACGGUGAUGGAUAAAGUAGAUGAUCCGGAGAC
Messenger RNA from Daldinia vernicosa, 592 nucleotides. RefSeq lists its product as uncharacterized. Bases 27 to 335 code for a protein of 102 amino acids. The transcript has a single exon. NCBI's taxonomy places the organism in Eukaryota, Fungi, Ascomycota, Sordariomycetes, Xylariales, Hypoxylaceae. The record is from RefSeq and is a predicted model, not a curated record.